This is a messenger RNA of Rhinichthys klamathensis goyatoka, 942 nucleotides long. RefSeq names its product lymphocyte antigen 6 family member pge (gene ly6pge). The transcript is spliced from 3 exons. Lineage: Eukaryota; Metazoa; Chordata; Actinopteri; Cypriniformes; Leuciscidae. The coding region runs from base 268 to 642 and encodes 124 amino acids. The record is from RefSeq and is a predicted model, not a curated record.
UGAAUGAAAUCUGGAGGCAGUAUCACACCCAUAAUGUAUGGGUGGAGCACAGUCACUGAUCCCUCAUCUCUGAUUAGUCAAGAUGGUGAGAAUCCAUUCAGAUCUUAAGACAGAAGCACAGGCCUCAGUGGACAAGGCUGGUAAUCUUUGUGUCCUCACUGCUGUUGAGUAUUAGCUCUCCAAAAGCAGGGCUUAAGCUCAGGGGUUUUAAGAGCAAACAACCUGCUUUUCAUCGUGCUAACCUGACAGCCAUAGACCACCAGCGACAUGAGAGCGGUCCACUUCUCCCUGCUGCUGGGCCUGGGCCUCAUCCUCCUCGCUGCUCACAGUGAGGCGCUGAGGUGCUACACCUGCAUGGGCUCUACAGAUGAAGACUGUAAUCGCCAGGGCUCCAAAACGUGUCCGAGCUACUCAGAUGCGUGUGCUGUUGUUCGGGGACAUGGGAGUGGCGUAAUGAAGUCGUGCUCAUACAAAUCCUUCUGCAGCCAGGCUAACAGCCAGGGCUACAGAGCUCCAGGGGUCAAAGUUCACUGCUGCUACUCUGAUGACUGCAAUGUGGCAGGACACGCCACCAGAAACACCACGGGCUUCAGCUUCCUUCUGGGCCUUCUGGUAUUCAUCUGGCAUCUACUGUCAAACUAAUGUUACCCUAGAGACGAACUGACCUGGCUAUUAAAGUCCAUUGCCAUUAUGGAACUUGACGGAACUCUGCAUACUCUGUGAUUGUUGAAAUGUCAGCAUGUGUACUGCCAUGGGACUGUGAUUGCAAUGCAUUUAAGGUUGAGCAUAUAAAGCACUCACACACAGAACUUCACAUACACAGAUAUUGUCACAUUUCGACUCUGCAUAAAGCAAAUGUAUUUAUUAUUGUUUCAGACUUUCUAGGAAUUCAAUAAAGCUGAAAGCCUUUGAUUAAUUACGCAGAAUUAAUCUAAAUGAACU